AUGGCAAACAUGACAAUGACUAUGGCCGAUUUACAAGAACUCGGCCGAACUGAAGACAAUGAAUCAGUGGAACGUACAAAAGCAUUAGAUAUGGAAUCUGGUCAAAUUUCUGGUGCUGUUUAUUGGUCAUGUGAUGAAGUUGCAGAUUUUAUUGAAAUGCUUGGUUUUGAACGAUAUCGAGAAUGUUUUCUUCGAAAUAAAGUUGAUGGACGUCGAUUAAUUUUAUGUAAUGCAUCACGUUUGAAUGCACUUGGUGUUACUGAUUUUAAACAUAUUCUCUCAAUUGCAAAAAGUAUUCGUGAAUUAUUAAAUAUUGAAGAACCUUAUUGGAAUCGAAGUAUUUCAUUGCCUUACUCAGAAGCUAUCGGUCGAUAUCUUGAACAACGUAGUGUUAUGGGUCGUCGAGCAGAUGAAUUGGAUUAUGUUACAUUUACUAAUGACACACGUGAUACUAAAUUUCAACCGCUAUUAACAAAUCAAGGUAUUCUUACGUGGAACUAA
Adineta steineri is the source of this 501-nucleotide messenger RNA. The record is from the annotation of a GenBank genome assembly. Lineage: Eukaryota; Metazoa; Rotifera; Eurotatoria; Adinetida; Adinetidae.